AGAACAACCAAGUUCUGUAGGAGGGAAGAUGGUAAGAUUGCUAUAAGAGAAUCAUCAGUUACAGGAACUACAUCCUAUAGCCACCAUGCAAUGGCUCUUCCUACAAAUACUUCAAAGCCCACCACCAUAGUUAAGCAACCCCCUAUGAAAAGGGAGUCAACCAGGAAGUUCUUGCAUCAGAGGCCUAUUAGCAGGAAGGCAGUGGAAACUACAAAAAUUAUGCAAGAGACAAAGGUUGAAUGGACAAAGGAAAACUCAUUAACAGCCAAGGAGGCAGGCCUGACCAUGCCCCCACCUCCAUCAUGA
Messenger RNA from Ilex paraguariensis (yerba mate), 306 nucleotides. The record is from the annotation of a GenBank genome assembly. Lineage: Eukaryota; Viridiplantae; Streptophyta; Magnoliopsida; Aquifoliales; Aquifoliaceae.